This is a messenger RNA of Naegleria gruberi, 504 nucleotides long. RefSeq lists its product as uncharacterized. Lineage: Eukaryota; Heterolobosea; Eutetramitea; Acrasida; Naegleriidae. The record is from RefSeq and is a predicted model, not a curated record. The annotation marks the transcript as partial. Gene Ontology annotation, biological process: protein phosphorylation. Gene Ontology annotation, molecular function: protein kinase activity; ATP binding. The transcript has a single exon.
AGGUGGUCCAAUGUAGAAGUUGCCUUAAAAACCAUCAAAUUGAGAGAUGAGGAUAUUGAUAGUGAUGAGUUUGAACACGAAUCUUCAAUGUUAUCAUCAAUAAGACAUCCAAAUAUUGUAAAUUUUUAUGGAGUUUGCCUUUCUAAGGAAUCUAAAUUCAUAGUGACUGAAUAUGUGAGUGGAGGAAGUUUGGAUAAUUUAAUUUAUGAUUGUAAAUUGAAGAGAAACCACAUUAAUUUACGUGAAAAGAUUUCAAUUCUACUUGGAAUUGCUAAUGGAAUGAGCUAUUUACAUGGAAAAGACAAGUGUAUCAUUCAUAGAGAUUUGAAACCUGCUAAUAUCUUACUUUCUAAUGAUUUCAUUCCGAAAAUAACAGAUUUUGGUCUAGCUCGAUUAUCUGAAAACUCAAAUAGUACCAAAACAGGACAUGUUGGAACCUUACUGUUCAUGAGUCCAGAAAUUCUAUUAGGACAAUAUUACAAUGAAACAUCAGAUGUGUUCAGC